This is a messenger RNA of Branchiostoma floridae (Florida lancelet), 872 nucleotides long. RefSeq names its product histone H2A. The record is from RefSeq and is a predicted model, not a curated record. The transcript has a single exon. NCBI's taxonomy places the organism in Eukaryota, Metazoa, Chordata, Leptocardii, Amphioxiformes, Branchiostomatidae. Gene Ontology annotation, cellular component: nucleosome. Bases 29 to 403 code for a protein of 124 amino acids. Gene Ontology annotation, molecular function: DNA binding; protein heterodimerization activity; structural constituent of chromatin.
CGCUAAUCAAUCGACUUCAUUCUACAUCAUGUCUGGACGUGGUAAAGGAGGCAAGGCACGCGCCAAGGCAAAGAGCCGUUCUUCCCGAGCGGGGUUGCAGUUCCCGGUUGGCCGUGUCCAUCGCUUCUUGCGCAAGGGAAACUAUGCCGAGCGCGUGGGUGCUGGUGCCCCUGUGUACUUGGCGGCGGUGCUCGAGUACCUGACCGCUGAGAUCCUAGAGCUGGCCGGUAACGCUGCCCGCGACAACAAGAAGACCAGGAUCAUCCCUCGUCACCUUCAACUGGCCGUCCGCAACGACGAGGAGUUGAACAAGCUAUUGUCCGGCGUCACCAUUGCACAGGGCGGCGUUCUCCCCAACAUCCACGCCGUGCUUCUACCCAAGAAGACCAGCAAGGCUCAGUAAGAUCCAGACGGAGAGAUUUAAACCCCGGCCCUUUUCAGGGCCACCCACAUCCUCUCGAAAGAACUGUAUCAUGAUCACCAAACUUUAGCUUUACAUACAACUAUUCUAUACGAAAACAGAAAAUAAAUGCGUGUAUGACCCCCCCCCCUCCCCACGCACACAUCAAAACAAAAACACGCACAUCUACUUGGACAAAUCUGUAUCUAUUUUAAAUUCCUGACAGACAACUUUGAGCAUGACAUUUGUGAGCAAUACUGGUUGCCAUAUCACGUCAGAAAUGACCGCAGUACAGCUUCCUUACCAGUGUGCCGCUUCCUGCUAACAUACCUCUACAUUAUAUGUACGCGUAGUCGGAGAGAACACGUGGAGAGUGUACCGUUGUAUUUUCGCCUGACUAAAACGUGAAAAACAAGUGUAUUUAUUUGUUCUUUGUUUUCUUUAAUGGCUUGGUUGUUGUGGUGCUGGGAGU